Messenger RNA from Octopus sinensis (East Asian common octopus), 509 nucleotides. RefSeq names its product signal transducer and activator of transcription C-like. The record is from RefSeq and is a predicted model, not a curated record. The annotation marks the transcript as partial. The transcript is spliced from 3 exons. NCBI's taxonomy places the organism in Eukaryota, Metazoa, Mollusca, Cephalopoda, Octopoda, Octopodidae.
AUGGAGAGAGCCAAAAUUCUUAAGGACUAUAAGAAACCUGGCACGUUAAACAGCCGUAAAGAGGUGUUUUCUAAAUAUAUCAAAGAUGGGAACCUGAAGUCGAUUCUGGGAUUGUUUUUCAGUCUUUCUCGGUUUAAGCAGCAGCAGAAAUCACACCAACAACAACAAAAACAACAACAAAACCUUCAGCAGCAGCAGCAGCAGCAACAACAACAACAACAACAACAGCAGCAACAACAGCACCAACAACAACAACACCAGCAAAACCAACACCAACAACAGCAGCAACACCAUCAUCAUCAACAACAACAGCAACACCACCAUCAACAACAACAACAAAAACAAUCACAUUCUCAAUCUGCGCAGCAACCCAUCCACCAUCACCACCAUGAAUCUAAGUUAUCUGCAAAUCAAAUAGACCACCAGCAAAAUCAAAGUACCGGGGAGACUAUAAGUUCAGCCGUUGGAAAGAGCACAUCACAUGUAAACGGAGGGGAAAUGUUAUCAAG